UUCCUUGAGAAACCUCAUAGCGAAUGCAUCUCGAGUCACUCUCUUGCGUGUUGAGAAAACCCAGUUUUUCAAAGACCAAAGAGAAAUCAGUCCAGUCAACGCUUAAAGAAGCUUUGUGUUGAAAACCAACCAACAAAUCUUUUAACUACAGAAUCUGUCAGAAGACGUUCAUCCGUGGAGAAUAGCUGCCGUCGGGAAGAAACGCUGAAAUUUACCAGCUGUUCAUCCAACGACAGCAAACCAGGUGAGUUGAACUCUGCACACUUUGGAAGAUUUUCCUCUUCUGAAGAGUGAGCCGAAAACGAAACCUCAUUUACUUUCUAAACCAAUCGGGUCGAAGCGGCAACAUGUCGACCAGAUCUAAAGCAGAGAAUACCAGGAAAGUUACAUUUGGGCCAGCGUCUUCCCCAAAACCUGAAGACGCAAGAAAACAUCCAAUGUCAGCUGCACCGGUCCACCAACAUGAGGACGACCGGGAGAAAAAGGCUUUAAGACAUGAAGUGAUGAGGUUGACUCAGAUUAUAGAAAAGCAGCAAACUGAGCAUGAAGACGACGUUGCUGUUCUGUAUGAUGAGCGGAUUAAGACAAACAAAGGCCGUCGAGAUGCCAUCAGAAGGGCCGAUCAGCUGAAAGUAUCUCUGAUCGCAGAAGAGAACAAAACAAAAGAUAUUGGGAUCUGUUCGGCCAAGAAGAUGGAGGAAAUCUCUAAAUUACAAGCUGCUCUGGUCAAAAUGGAGAGCAAUUUGGAAGAGCAAAAACGGCAGUGGGAGCAGGAAAAACUUUGUAUUCUGACCAAUAACCAACGAACAUCUGAGGCGGAACAGCUGAAAUAUCAGCUGCAGGAGCAGACAGUUAAGCAUGAAGAUCAGGUUGCUACCAUGUAUAACGAGCUGAUCAGGAAGAACAAGGAGCAUCAAGAUGCCAUCAAAAGGACAGAACAGUUGAAGGAAGACCUGACUGAAGAGAAAAACAGAGCAAAAGACGCUGAGGACUGCUUAGCCCAGCAAAAAGAAGAAACAUCUAACCUACAGGCUGCUUUGGUCCUCAUGGAGAGAACUUUGGAGGACCAGCAACGGCAGCGGGAGCAGGAAAAAUCCCAUCUUCUGACCAAACGACAAGAAAGAGAUGAGCUGGAGCGGCUGGUGAAGCAGUUAGAGUCACAGAAAGCUCAGGCAGAGCAGGAGAUAGCUGCUCUGCGUUUGGAGCAGCAGAAAAAGAACCAAAGUCAUCAAGUCGCUGCAAGAAAAGUCAUUGAACUGGAAAUAGCUGUGGUUGCUCAGAGAACCAGAACAAAAGAGGCUGAGAGCUGCUUGGCUGAGCAAGUGAAGGAAAGCUGUGAAAUGCAGGCUGCUUUGGUCAAAAUCGAGCAAGACAUGGAGAACCAAAGACAGCUCUGGGCGCAGGAAAAGUCCAGGCUUCUGACAGAGCAGCAGAAAGCUGUUAGAAAAGUGGAAGCAGCUAGGAAACACGUUCUGGAGGUUCUGCAUAAUGAAAGGCAGGAGUGGCAAACAGAGAAGUCCUGCCUUGUAGAGAUCGUUGCAACAACAAAGGAGCUUCUGAAAGAGGCAGAAGUGAAGAAAAACGUCAACACAGAACCUGAUAGAGAAACUGAAAAACCUGCAACGGGAGAUGGACAAAUUACAGCACAGCAAACCCAAAAAGAAAUCUUUCAUGAGAAAGAUUGCCAAGGUCUUUAAAAAUUCUAAAAAGGCUCCAUCUCAGUCUGAAAACUGAUCACUGCUGUACCUCAAACUGACAAAAAUACUUUCUGAACCCCAACCUUAACUUUUAGCCCCUUACCUUAACCCCCUUUUGAAAAUGUCAACCAUCGCAAAAUGUCAAGCAUUCCUCGGCACAAAAUUUUCUUGCAAAUGAAAAAGUUCUGGCUCCUUACCAGGGUAACUAGUUUUACCCUGGUGAGUGGAGUGGGGCAGCACGGUGGCGCAGUUGUUAGCACUGUUGCCUUGCAGCAAGAGCUCUGGCUCCAUGGAGUUUGGACCUUCUGCCCGUGCAUGCGUGGAUUCUCUCCGGGUGCUCCGGCUUCCUCCCACAGUCUACAAAAAUGUGCUUUUUAGAUUAAUUGGUCUCUGUAAAUUGAUCUUGUGCCUGUAUGGUUGUUUAUCCCCUGUCUGUGUCGCCCUAUGGUUUUACUAGAGACAUGUCCAGGUUAUUCCCCACCCCUUCUGACCCUUUCUUUGUCUUUUCCAUUUAGUCCUCCUCCUAAAUUAUAUAAAUUAAUAAUAAAAAAUAAAAUAAAAAAAUUAUAUAAAAAAAAUUUAAAUAAUAAAUAAAUAAAAACAGACAUAUUAAUCCAGCCACAAGGGUCCAGAGUCCUU
This is a messenger RNA of Fundulus heteroclitus (mummichog), 2336 nucleotides long. Its product is annotated as tropomyosin alpha-3 chain-like. The record is from RefSeq and is a predicted model, not a curated record. Lineage: Eukaryota; Metazoa; Chordata; Actinopteri; Cyprinodontiformes; Fundulidae. The transcript has a single exon. The coding region runs from base 348 to 1697 and encodes 449 amino acids.